Molecule: messenger RNA, 2085 nt
Organism: Capsicum annuum
Lineage: Eukaryota; Viridiplantae; Streptophyta; Magnoliopsida; Solanales; Solanaceae
Exons: 1
Coding region: 918-1352 (144 amino acids)
Source: RefSeq, a predicted model, not a curated record
ACCAAUAACAUAUCAACAGCUGUUACCAAUCUUCUUCUCCCGUGAAUCUAGCGUUUUAGGGUUUCAAUACUCUGCCAUUCCCAAUCCCAGAUCUCUUCUUUCUCAAUUUUCCUCGAUAUUCUCAAAUGUGUCUCUCUCAAAAUUGUAAUUUUGUGCAAAACCAUAAUCUUGUAGUAUUAUUUUGAGUUUUUUCACUUCCCAAUUUCAAAUCACGUGAGCCACAAAUCCUCUUUUUGCUUGUAUGUAUCUUACCAUUCACUGUUAUAAGUAGCUGAAAGUUUUCCAUCACCACAAACCUCAUAUGGGUUUCGGGUUUUUAGUCUGAAAUGAUAAUCUUAGUAGCAUAGUUGGUUGGUUGGUUGACUAUCUGAACUUUCAGUUUGUCGGUGAGAAUUGAUUCUUAUCGACUUGAGUUUCACAAACAAUUGUUAGUUUUGUGAAAUUGUGGAAAGGGGUUUGAGUUUUUGUUAAUUUGGUGAAUGAGAGCGUAGCUCGUUGACUAUAUGAACUUUUAUCUUGUUGGUGAGCGUUUGAUUCUUAUUAUUUUUGUGUCUUUCAAAAAAUUGUUCUUUUUUGUGAAUUUUGAAAAGGGGUUUUAGAGUUUUUGUUAGUUUGGUGAAUAUGGGAUCGUCUGGGUUUUUCAUAACUUUAGUAAUUUAGUUGGUUGACUACCUAAACUUUCAACUUGUUAGUGAGGGUUCGAUUCUUGUCAAUUUGAGUCUCUCAAACAAUAGUUCCUUUCGUAAAUUUUCAAUAGGGGUUUUAGAGUAUUUGCUAAUUUGGUGAAGGAGAUCAUCUGUGUUCUUCAUUAUCUUAGUUGGUUGACCAUGUGACAGUUUAUCAGUAAAUGUUUGGUUUUCUACCUUGUACUCACUUCCGUCAUUUCUCGUAGUUUAAAGUUACUUCUAAUUUGUUGAAUGGGAUCAUCUGGGUUUUUCAUAAUCUGCACUCUCCAUUCACUCAUAGCCACUACUAGUGGCGCGUUGAUAAUGUUCUAUUUGAACGAAGUUUUUGUACUUGGACAUGGAAUUGAGACAGCAAGAAAGCUGUUAGGCUCAACCCCACAUGACCAGUUGGUGAUAAAAACAUCCGAUUCAUUCGUUGGAUUACUGUUAUGUGUAAUCGGGUUGUUGUUAUUCAUGGUGUCAUUUGUUAAGGACCGGGAAUUUCAGAGCUUUUUCGCGAAAGGUUGUAUUCUUCUUCAUGCUGCAAUGGGGUUGUGGAGAGUGUAUUUUGAAAGGAAGCUUGAGGAUUUGGCUUAUGAUUGGCCAAGACAACUUGUUGGUGAUCUUGUUCUUGCACUUUCUUGGGUGUUUUUUCUUGUUAGUUCAUGGAGGGAGAAGUAUGAUUAGUAGACAAGAGGGGUUGUUCGGAUGUCAACUAUGCUCUAUAGACAAGAGGGGUUGUUGUGAUGUUAAGUAUGCUCUAUCUCCAAUCUAAAGAUUGUGUGUUCGAGUCGGUAACGAGCAAAAAGUUGGAAGUUAUUGAGGGGAAAAAAGUAUUGUUGUGAAGUACUAGUGCAAGUUUGCUACUUCCUGAUGGUUGAAUGUACCGGAUAUGCAUGCAUUCGAUUGUCUGGUGUUUUAUCAGACUAAUUGGAAUCACUUGAAAAGAUUGUUGCUUGUAUGAAGGUGGAUAGUUGUUUGGUGCAUAUUGGAGGUAUUGUUCUGCCUGAGUAUUCAUGUAACUAUGUCCUGCAUCUCCUAAACUGUAUGAUAUUUUCAAUGAAAUAAAGGGAUCAAGAGAUAACGAAUCCUUGAUAUAUUUCUACUUACCUUCAUGAUAUAAUGUUGAGAAAUGAAAGAAAGGUGGCUGUUUGGAUCUCUGAUAAGAGCAACUCAGUGCACUGUCUCGCAACGUGCGAGGUCCCGGGAAAGACCAAAUUUGAAGGCUUUAUUUAUUGCAUGCAGUCUUGUCCUGCAUUUCUGCAAGAAGCUAUUUCCGUAACUUGAAUUCAUUAUCUCCUUACCAAUUGCACCAAAACUCCCCCUAAAAAAAAUUCAAAAAAUGAUUACUAGUUUGAUGCUUUCAAGUCACUUUUUUCUGUAUAUCUUAAUGGAGCAGUAGAUUUGCAGCUUUUGUUCA